Molecule: messenger RNA, 948 nt
Organism: Tremella mesenterica DSM 1558
Lineage: Eukaryota; Fungi; Basidiomycota; Tremellomycetes; Tremellales; Tremellaceae
Exons: 3
Coding region: 1-948 (315 amino acids)
Biological process (GO): positive regulation of ribosomal protein gene transcription by RNA polymerase II
Molecular function (GO): RNA polymerase II cis-regulatory region sequence-specific DNA binding; DNA-binding transcription factor activity, RNA polymerase II-specific
Source: RefSeq, a predicted model, not a curated record
AUGACGCAAAGUCAAGCGUCAAUCAAACUGCAUGUAGCUGCUCUGGUCAGUCUAUGGAAACAGCAGAAAUACAAAGGCAUGAACAGUCAUCCUCAUCCGCGCUCGGCAGCAAUGAAAAGCCUUUUGUUAGUCUUAAGACGAGUAGAUGAACAAACGAAAAGGGAAAUGUUUAUCGAUAAAACAAGUAAUACAAUUUUCGACGGAUAUCAAAGUAGAAAACAAAUUGAGGAUUGCUUCAGUGCUUACGUCUCUCGAAAUACCGAGCAAGGCCUCCGUGACGCUGUUGCUCACGCUCUAGGCCUGUACGUGCUCUACCGGGGCGAUAACCAACGAGGCAUGGAACUUUCAGAUUUGGCGUACACUGUGUGGGAUAACGAGGGACCAACACCCAUGUUAGUUGUUGUGUGCGUUAGUAGACGUGGAAAAGUCAACAAGCAUGGCAAAGUAGAGUAUUCGGGGUUAAUACGCAACAAAGACGUUUUCAUGUGUCCUGUGGGGAUCUUAGCAGUUUACUUAUUUCAGGCCGGCAGCCUUGGAGACAAUGGAUUUCCCAACCUUGCUUCUCGUGAGACGUGGUACAACGAUAAACUCCUCCAACAUUCAAUAUAUUCUCGUACAGAUCAACUCACGUAUAAAGCACAAUAUGAUUCAAUUACUCAGGCUCUUAAAAGCGCUCAAGUUAAUACGGGAAAGAAGACACAUAUCAAUAGAGCCGGAGGAGCUCAGCUCGCAGAAAGUGAAGGUGUAUCAGCUCAAGAUAUUGCGCGUGCAGGCCAUUGGAAUCAAGAUGUUUUGGAAAAUGUCUACUUGGGUCAUAUGCCUCGUUCAGUAUUACGUGCAUUGGCCGGGUUUAAGCCUUAUGGAAGCCAAGACUAUUACCUUCCGCGUGAUAUUCCUGUACCGGACACUUUACAGAGAAUGGUAUUUCCUUCUCUUGAAAAAUGGUAA